Messenger RNA from Cucumis melo (muskmelon), 2359 nucleotides. Its product is annotated as protein CELLULOSE SYNTHASE INTERACTIVE 1. The transcript is spliced from 2 exons. Gene Ontology annotation, molecular function: protein binding. The coding region runs from base 373 to 2070 and encodes 565 amino acids. Lineage: Eukaryota; Viridiplantae; Streptophyta; Magnoliopsida; Cucurbitales; Cucurbitaceae. The record is from RefSeq and is a predicted model, not a curated record.
ACCACAGAUCUCCAUCUCUCCCCAAACAACCUGAGAAGAUGACACAAAAUUUCAACGUUUUCUUCCACUGGAGCGUUUGAUUUUCUUUCUUCUUCUUUUUUUUGGACAUGUGUUGUUUGUACCCAACUCUCCUUGUCUGUUUCUUUCUUUCUUCUGUGGAGCCUUUCUUGUGACCAUUUUUAAAUUUUUGAAUCUCUUUCGACCGUUUCCUCUUCGAGAAACCAAAAAAUUGCUUCUGGGAUGCUUCCAAUCCCACCAAAAACUGUGUUUUAGAGUUCGACAAAGAGAGUGAGAGAGCAAGGUGAACAUAUUUGCUUCUGAUUUCAAACUUCUCCCUACGAUUAUUGCAGUUUCGUCCAGUCUUGAAGAAUCAUGGUGGAAGAGGUAAGUGUCGAUCGGGGUUCAGGCGGGACGGAUUCAGAGGCAGAGUCGGUUGAAGAAUGGCUGCUGCAAGCUCAAAAGCUUGUUCCUGUGGCCCUGGAGAAGGCUCUGGAGGUUAAGGUGUUUCCCGGGAGGUGGAAGAUGAUUGUUUCAAAGCUUGAGCAGCUUCCAUCACGGUUAUCGGAUUUGUCGAGCCAUCCUUGCUUUUCAAAGAAUGUUCUUUGCAAGGAGCAAUUGCAGGCUGUUUUGAACAGCUUGAAGGAAACCGUUGAAUUGGCGAAGCUUUGUGUUAGAGAGAAAUUUGAAGGCAAGCUUCGGAUGCAAAGUGAUCUUGACUCGUUGUCUGGGAAAUUGGAUUUGAACUUGCGUGAUUGUGGUCUUCUGAUUAAGACAGGCGUGCUCGGUGAGGCUACUCUACCUCUACCUUUGUCAGGUUGUUCGUCGCAAUGGGAAUCUACUGACUUUGGCAACAUAAGGGAACUGCUUGCCAGGCUGCAGAUAGGCCAUAUGGAGGCAAAACAUCGAGCUCUUGACAGCCUUGUUGAGAUCAUCAAAGAGGAUGAUGAUAAUGUUUUGUCCGUCUUUGGUCGUAAUAACGUUGCUGCUUUAGUCCAAUUGCUCACUGCAACCUCUCCGUGUAUCCGAGAGAAGACCAUCAACCUAAUUUGCCUGCUAGCUGAAUCAGGAAGUUGUGAAAAUUGGCUUGUUUCAGAAGGUGUUUUGCCACCUCUAAUCAGACUUGUCGAGUCUGGCAGUGCUGUGGCUAAGGAAAAGGCAGUGAUUUCGCUGCAAAGGUUGUCAAUGUCAGCUGAUACUGCCCGUGCAAUAGUUGGGCAUGGUGGGGUUCGACCUCUUAUUGAACUCUGCAAGACCGGUGAUUCUGUAUCGCAGGCUGCUGCUGCUUGCACAUUGAAGAACAUAUCAGCCGUACCUGAGGUUCGACAAACUUUGGCUGAAGAAGGGAUCAUAAGAGUGAUGAUCAGUCUUGUAGAUUGUGGAAUUCUGUUGGGAUCGAAAGAGUAUGCAGCUGAAUGCCUACAAAAUCUCACUGCUUGCAAUGAAUCUCUAAGGAGAUCGGUCAUCUCUGAAGGUGGUCUUCGCUGCAUAUUGGCAUAUCUUGAUGGCCCUCUCCCUCAAGAAUCUGCGGUCGGGGCAUUGAGGAAUUUGGUCAGCUCAGUUUCAAUGGAACUUCUGUUGUCUCUGGGCUUCCUCCCUCGUCUAGUACAUGUGCUCAAGUCUGGAUCAGUUGGUGCACAGCAGGCUGCAGCAUCAGCAAUCUGCAGGGUAUGCAGCACACCAGAGAUGAAGAAGCUAAUAGGUGAAGCUGAGUGCAUCCCUCUCCUGAUUAAACUCCUCGAGUCCAAAUCAAACAGCGUCCGAGAAGUGGCAGCGCAGGCAAUCUCUAGCCUUGUGACCCUUUCGCAGAACUGCAGAGAAGUUAAAAGGGAUGAAAAGAGUGUCCCGAAUCUUGUCCAACUGCUUGAUCCCAUCCCCCAAAACACAGCAAAGAAAUAUGCCGUUGCGUGUCUCGUGUCACUCUCUUCAAGUAGGAAAUGCAAGAAGCUGAUGAUAUCAUAUGGGGCAAUAGGGUAUUUGAAGAAGCUAUCAGAGAUGGACACACCGGGCUCAAAGAAGCUGCUAGAGAAACUGGAAAGGGGAAAGUUGAGAAGUCUGUUCAGUAGGAAAUAGGGCUCUUGCGUUUUGGAUGUUUUUAGUAAAAGUUGGUUUCAUAAGCUAAAAUGAAACAAGCAAGUAGGUUUGGACUUGGGAGGAUAACAAACAGAAGGUUGCCAAUGAUCUGGUAAACUAUUUUCCAUCAUCUAUGAAUAUACUUUCCUAGUAUGUUCUGCUUAUGCUGUUUGUUUGAUGUCUAAUCUAGUCGAGUACUCUCUUCUAUAUGUCCAACAAAGGAUUGAACAAUGUUGAAUAAAGAAUAUAAAUUAAAUUAAAAUAAAGUAGUAUCAUAAUUUUGUAGAAA